CGUGACUCUGGAUGGAUCCAUACCAAGGCUAGUGGCAGGCUAAUCGUUGGUCCCGGCUUCCGAUCUAUGUAGCCAGUUCCAGGCUGGAACUUCCAGCCUUGCGCGUCGGAGCUGCCUUGAGCUUUGGUCAAGCAAUCAACGGAGCUGCUCCUGCCAUCAUCAACCAAACUUCCUCAAUUACGUACCUGGAUAAUUCCUUAAACCAACGACCGAACCUUAACUUACGACUAUUAUUCCGAACAAUUAGUCUCUUCCGCCAACUUCCCCCAAAACAACUUCAACAUUUGCAAUAUGGAGUUCGGCAACAGAGGCGUUUUGAGCGAAGAUGGAAUCCAUGUGGAUAUGGACCGAUUAAAGAAGGGCGAGGUCAAUCUCGGUACCUCGAUCAUGGCCGUAACUUUCAAGGAUGGAGUCAUUCUUGGUGCCGAUUCGAGAACUACUACCGGAGCAUACAUCGCGAACCGAGUUACAGACAAGUUGACCCAAGUGCACGAUACCAUCUGGUGUUGCCGGUCAGGCUCCGCCGCCGAUACGCAAGCUGUCGCGGACAUAGUGCAAUACCAGCUGGGCAUGUUUGCCAUGAGGAACGGCAAGCCCCCCACCACCCAGACAGCAGCAGCCAUUUUCCAAGAGAUCUGUUAUUCGAACAAGGACCGGCUGAGCGCAGGUCUCAUUAUCGCGGGAUGGGAUGAGCGACACGGUGGCCAGGUCUAUUCUAUCCCUCUCGGAGGUUCUCUACACAAGCAGUCUUAUGCAAUCGGUGGUUCCGGUUCGACUUACAUCUACGGUUACUGUGAUGCGCACUGGAAGGAAGGUAUGGAGGAGCAGGACGCCGUCAACUUCGUCAAAGGUGCGCUGCAGGAAGCGAUUAAGUGGGAUGGUAGCUCAGGAGGUGUUAUUCGUAUGGUUGUCCUGACGAAGAAAGGGGCGGAUCGACACUUGUAUCUGCCCGACGAGAAGUAUCAGGUGCGACAUUGAUAACACAUGGUAUUGGAGGCGGCGACGUGGGGUAGUAGACCCAAUGGCGCUUCGAGGA
Molecule: messenger RNA, 1036 nt
Organism: Annulohypoxylon truncatum
Lineage: Eukaryota; Fungi; Ascomycota; Sordariomycetes; Xylariales; Hypoxylaceae
Product: proteasome A-type and B-type
Exons: 6
Coding region: 292-978 (228 amino acids)
Cellular component (GO): proteasome core complex
Molecular function (GO): threonine-type endopeptidase activity
Source: RefSeq, a predicted model, not a curated record